AUGGCAUCGGCUUCUGCUGCUCGCGAUAUCCCUAAGACCUCCUCUCUCAGCCGAGACAACUUAACUGCUGUAGCGGCUGCUCGGAGCGUCCCUGUGACACGAACUCAUUCCCUUCCGACUCCUCCCAACUCCAUAUCACCUACGCUGCCGCCUCAUGGCCUAAAGGCACAGCUACACAAGGCCAAGCUCGAUUGUAUCGACUCGGACCUCGACCUUCACGAAGGCGUCGACCAUAGUCCUGUCGGUUCGCCGUCCUUUGAAUCGACAGGGGCUAUUACCCCGGCCCUGCUAGCCAAGUAUCAUCUUCCCGAGAUUUUGUUGAACCACGGUCCCCUGGCUAUUCGCUAUAUCAUGGGCUAUUUGACCACCUCGGUCCCCGGCUUUGCAGGAAUCCCCCCGCCCAAGGCACGAAGGCUAGUUGUUGCAGCACUAGAAGGACGUGGACAAGGACACGGUGUCGAAGGUGGUGGAGUCGAUGGUGACGUGGAAUUUCAAAAGGUGGGAUGGGGUCGGUGGGAUGCCAGGCGACGGGGCCAAGCUGCUCGAGAUGCGGUGUCUCGACAAUCCGUAAGCCAAGGCGACUAUAGAAUCCCUCCCACCAGUAUACCAAUCUCAAAAGUUACUGGGCGGAAUGCUGACCGAUCCCGCUUGAACGUACGAGCAGUUAGUAAUGGGAACUCGGCAGCUUUUUCUCACGACGAUCGGGAUGUGACCAUGACGGAGAACGAGGCCGAUAAAAUGUCUCUCGACUCUCUCGACGGCCCCGCUUCAGCUUCCUGCUCUUCCGCACCUGAUGAUGAAGACAUGGUCAUGAAUGACGAUCCCGAGGACGCCACAGACGACGAAGAUUGGGCAGCUGUAGGAGCUGCUGCACUACGGGCCGCCUCGUAUUCGAACCCGACCGAGGCCCGCCAAGGCGCAAGCUUCCCUUCCCAUGUAUAUAACUCUUGUGGUUUCCGAUCCUUCUCUGGCAACACAGGCAUGCUUCGGGAGCCACGUCUCGAUAAUAUCGACUUGGAUGCACUGGCGGCUUCGUCAGAUGCGCAAGAACGCGAAGCAAUCCAGGCGCUUUUACAACUUGGUUCUGUAUAA
Messenger RNA from Daldinia vernicosa, 1092 nucleotides. RefSeq names its product putative Sin3 binding protein-domain-containing protein. Gene Ontology annotation, biological process: positive regulation of transcription from RNA polymerase II promoter by glucose. The transcript has a single exon. Lineage: Eukaryota; Fungi; Ascomycota; Sordariomycetes; Xylariales; Hypoxylaceae. The coding region runs from base 1 to 1092 and encodes 363 amino acids. The record is from RefSeq and is a predicted model, not a curated record. Gene Ontology annotation, cellular component: nucleus. Gene Ontology annotation, molecular function: sequence-specific DNA binding.